Jaculus jaculus (lesser Egyptian jerboa) is the source of this 3449-nucleotide messenger RNA. RefSeq names its product ArfGAP with FG repeats 1 (gene Agfg1). The transcript has 14 exons. NCBI's taxonomy places the organism in Eukaryota, Metazoa, Chordata, Mammalia, Rodentia, Dipodidae. Gene Ontology annotation, cellular component: cytoplasmic vesicle. The coding region runs from base 36 to 1772 and encodes 578 amino acids. Gene Ontology annotation, molecular function: GTPase activator activity. The record is from RefSeq and is a predicted model, not a curated record.
CGCGGCCUCCUCCGCCGUCGCUCGGGGCCGCGGCCAUGGCGGCCAGCGCGAAGCGGAAGCAGGAGGAGAAGCACCUGAAGAUGCUGCGGGACAUGACGGGCCUGCCGCACAACCGAAAGUGCUUCGACUGCGACCAGCGCGGCCCCACCUACGUGAACAUGACGGUCGGCUCGUUCGUGUGCACCUCCUGCUCCGGCAGCCUGAGAGGGUUAAAUCCACCGCACAGGGUGAAAUCUAUCUCCAUGACAACAUUUACACAACAGGAAAUUGAAUUCCUGCAAAAACAUGGAAAUGAAGUCUGUAAACAGAUUUGGCUAGGAUUGUUUGAUGAUCGAUCUUCAGCAAUUCCAGACUUCAGGGAUCCACAAAAAGUGAAAGAGUUUCUUCAAGAAAAAUAUGAAAAGAAAAGAUGGUAUGUCCCACCAGAGCAAGCCAAAGUGGUGGCCUCGGUUCACGCGUCUGUUUCAGGGUCUUCUGCCAGCAGCACCAGCAGCACCCCUGAGGUCAAGCCGCUGAGGUCUCUGCUCGGAGAUGCUGCACCAGCACUGCACUUAAACAAGGGCACACCGAGUCAGUCCCCAGUUGUAGGUCGCUCUCAAGGGCAGCAGCAGGAGAAGAAGCAGUUUGAUCUUUUGAGUGAUCUUGGCUCAGACAUCUUUGCUGCUCCAGCUCCCCAGUCAACAGCUACAGCCAAUUUUGCUAACUUUGCACAUUUCAACAGUCAUGCAGCUCAGAAUUCUGCCAGUGCAGAUUUUGCAAACUUUGAUGCGUUUGGACAGUCUAGUGGUUCCAGUCAUUUUGGAGGUUUCCCCACAGCAGGCCGCUCUUCUUCUCAGCCCCAGACUGCAGGUGGAAGUGCUGGAUCAGUAAAUGCUAAUUUUGCUCAUUUUGAUAACUUCCCCAAAUCCUCCAGUGCUGACUUUGGAACCUUCAAUACCUCCCAGAGUCAUCCAGCAGCAUCAACUGUUAGUAAAGUUUCAGCAAACAAAGCUGCCUUACAGACAGCAGACAAAUAUGCGGCACUUGCUAACUUAGACAAUAUCUUCAGUGCUGGGCAAGGUGGUGAUCAAGGGAGUGGUUUUGGGAGCACUGGUAAAGCUCCUGUUGGCUCUGUGGUUUCAGUUCCCAGUCAGUCAAGUGCAUCUUCCGACAAGUACGCAGCCCUGGCAGAGCUGGACAGCGUGUUCAGUUCUGCAGCCACCUCCAGUAAUGCGUACCCUUCCACAAGUAAUGCCAGCAGCGGUGUUUUUGGAACAGUGCCUGUGGGUGCUUCUGCCCAGACACAACCUGCUUCUUCAAGUGUGCCUGCUCCGUUCGGGGCUACGCCUUCUACAAAUCCAUUUGUUGCUGCUGCUGGUCCUUCUGUGGCAUCUUCUACAAAUCCAUUUCAGACCAAUGCCAGAGGAGCAACAGGCCUUUCUGGAGCAAUGCAUUCUCAAGUGUUCCCUCACGCUCAUUUUGCUGCGACCUUCGGCACUGCGUCCAUGAGCAUGCCUGCGGGGUUUGGCGCUCCUGCUCCCUACAGCCUCCCCACCAGCUUCAGUGGCACUUUCCAGCAGCCUGCCUUCCCAGCCCAAGCAGCUUUCCCUCAACACACAGCUUUUUCUCAACAGCCCAAUGGUGCAGGUUUUGCAACAUUUGGACAAACAAAACCGGUGGUAACCCCUUUUGGUCAAGUUGCAGCUGCUGGAGUAUCUAGUAAUCCUUUUAUGACUGGUGCGCCAACGGGACAGUUUCCAGCAGGAAGUUCAUCAACCAAUCCUUUCUUAUAGCCUUAUAUAGACACUUUACUGGAACGAACUUUAUGUGGUCAUAUUACAUCUCCGCCUCUUGCACUGUUGUCUUGUUUCACUGAUCUUAGCUUUAAACACAAGAGAAGUCUUUAAAAAGCCUGCAUUGUGUGUUAAACACCAGGUAAUAUGUGCAAAACAGAGGGCUCCAGUAACAACUUUUAACCUGUGAAUUGGCCUAACAAGGUAGCGGUAUCAUGUAUAUUAAAAAUUGGCUAAUAUUAAGUUAUCGCAGAUACCACAUUCAUUAUGCUGCAGUACUGUACAUAUUUUUCUUAGAAAUUAGCUAUUUGUGCAUAUCAGUAUUUGUAACUUUAACACAUUGUUACGUGAGAAAUGUUGCUGGGGAAAUAGAUCAGCCACUUUUAAGGUGCUGUCCUAUCUUGGAAUGAAUGACAUAAAAUCAUUUUAAACAUUGCUUCUGGAAAGUAAGUCAAAAUUGGAAGGUUUUAUUCAUUCUUGAAUUUCUCCUUUCUAAAGAGCUCUUCUAUUUAUACAUGCUAAAUUCUUUAACGAUGUAGAAGGAUACCUGUCUGCGUCAAAAAGCUGAUCAUGUUUUGCUACAGUUUGCAGGUGAAAAAAAAUAAAUAUUAGAAAAUAUGCUAUUGUUUUUGUGUUCUUGCUGCAAUGCCUUUACCAAAGUGGCCUUAAAUAAUAAGUAGUGAAUUGAGAACAUCUUGGAUUCUUUAGACUUAUAGUGACUUUUUAUAAAAAGGCCGUGUAGAAAAUUCAUUAAAACUACUAGGACUGCUAUUUUCAGGAAUAUGUCAGUGGUAAAGCAUUUAAAUGUAGCGUGUCAGAUUCACCACACUACUUCUAAUUCCUUUGCAGCUUCUUAAUUUUGUGAAAUUUGUAUAUAGGAAGAAUUUGCAUGUAUGUGUAUUUUACAAGUAUUUUUAAAGAUCUUGAAGUCUCAGACUGCAAAAGUCUAUUUUAACUAUUGAUUUUUUUUUUUCAUUUUAAUUGUCUUUGAAUGUAUUGGAAGCAGACAUGCAUUAACUGUGACAUGAUCGCACCUGAGUCCUCCCUACCCCCUUUUCUGGACAAACUUAUUAUCUGUAGGACAUUUGUUUACAUUUGUUUUUGCUGGGGGGGGGGAGAGAAACUGGAACCUAAUGUUACUUUGGAGUGAUGGAAUACUUUGUUUAAAAAGGAAAUGAUACUGUUUAGUUUCAUCUUUUUGUUAAUAUUCAAAUGAACUUGUUUAAAUAUUUAUAUGUAGUGAUUUCUCAUUUAUCCAGAGAUAAGCUGGCAAUCUCAUCAAAACUGAACACAACCUGAAAUGCUUUUAAAAAACUGCCUCUGAAUAGCAUAUGUGAGUCAUAAAAUCUUUGUGUUGGAGCAUAUGCAUUUGUUUUUAUAUGAGGUUUAGAUAACUGUUGGCUUUUUGGUUGGCAGCAUAUUCGUUGUUCAUAAGUAAUAGAAGGAAGGAGCUGAAAAGAGUGAAGAGUAUCCACUGACCAAGGCCAUGUAAUACAGGGACAAGGAGACAGCCCAAAGAGCAUAGCGUGGUGAUUCUUCCCGAUGAGCGUCUGUCACCACAAAGGGUGAAGUGAACAUACAAAAUAUGUUAUACAUGUAUGAAACGUUUUAUCUUAAGAUGAUUGACAAAAAGCUUUGGUAUUAAACGAGGUGAACAUAAGUUUCCUCAAACAUUCA